Messenger RNA from Pseudogymnoascus verrucosus, 1282 nucleotides. RefSeq lists its product as uncharacterized. Gene Ontology annotation, cellular component: cytosol. Gene Ontology annotation, biological process: protein folding; positive regulation of ATP-dependent activity. Lineage: Eukaryota; Fungi; Ascomycota; Leotiomycetes; Thelebolales; Thelebolaceae. Gene Ontology annotation, molecular function: protein-folding chaperone binding; ATPase activator activity. The coding region runs from base 168 to 1139 and encodes 323 amino acids. The record is from RefSeq and is a predicted model, not a curated record. The transcript is spliced from 5 exons.
AACAACUUCACCUCCUCCACCAAACUUCCUUCUCUCUUUUCCUCCUGUAUCACGAUUCUUUGACGAUUUUAUAUGAUUUUUAUGUCAGCGCCUCUCCUUACUUUAUAGUGAACACAUCCAUAAUCCCCUCCCCGUAAAACCAACCAACUCACUUACAGACCGCCGCAAUGGUGCUCCACAACCCCAACAACUGGCACUGGGUGAACAAGAACGCCGCGGGCUGGACGAAGCAGUGGCUCGAGGAGAACCUGGCCGAUGUGCAGGCCUCGGCGGGCGGCGUGACGGCCAAGAUAGAUAAACUGACGAGCAUGGACGGAGAUGUCGACGUGAACCAGCGCAAGGGCAAGGUCAUCACCAUCUUCGAUGUGAAGCUGGUCUUAGAGUAUUCCGGGAAAACCAAAGAUGAUGAGUCCGUUAGCGGUAACAUCACCGUCCCCGAGGUCGCCCAUGACACCGAGGAGGACGAGUAUGUCUUCGACAUCGACAUCUUCUCCGAAUCCUCCUCCAAGCAACCCGUAAAGGACCUCGUCCGCUCCACCCUCGUCCCCCAACUCCGCACCAUCUUCGCGAAGCUCGGCCCCGCCCUCGUCAGCGAGCACGGAAAAGACAUCCAGCACGCCCCCUCCAACAACCCCUCCUCCGGCUGGCGCACCCCGACUCACCUCCAGCCCUCCGAAGCCGCGGCCGCCGCCCCAACCACGGCCUCCAACAAGACAUCCAACGUCAACACCACCACCGUGACCGCCAGCGAGGAGUUCCGCACUACGGCCGCAGAGCUAUACGCUACUUUCACCGACCCGGCUCGCAUUGCGGCGUUUACGCGCGCGCAGCCGAGGCUGUUCGAGGGCGCGAAGGUGGGAGGGAAGUUUGAGAUCUUUGGGGGGAAUGUUAGUGGGAAGUAUGAGGUUCUUGAGGAGCCGAGGAGGAUCGUGCAGAGCUGGCGUCUGGACCAGUGGCCUGCGGGACACUAUUCGACACUCGAGUUGGUGUUUGAUCAGAAUGAUGUUGAUGGGGUUACGGUUAUGAGGGUCGAGUGGAAGGGAGUGCCGGUCGGGCAGGAGGAGGUGACGAGGAGGAACUGGAAUGAGUACUAUGUGAGGAGUAUUAAGACGACAUUUGGAUUCGGAACUAUCCUGUGAUCGCUGACUUGGAUCAGGCGAUGGAUAGGGGUCUACGUGUGUGACAGGCACAAAUAGAAGGGCUUCCAUGCUCGAUGAGAAGCGGAAUAAACGGUCUCAGAAUACUCUAGCGAUAGACAAAGAAUACAACGUCCCAAAGUCAU